UUGCAUUUCAUCGGCCACAUCACCCAUUACGAUAGAGGCUUAGAAGCUGUGCUAAUGAAUAACAUACAAUGUUUUUCGAAGUUUAGUGGACAAGAACAAUUAACUCCUCUUCCUCCUCUACUGACUGCUGAGAAUUUCCCACUUUCUGCACCACAUCAGCCCUAAUGUCGCGUCGAGAAGACCGUAAUUACGACUCGAAACGUCACCGUUCGCGGUUCGACCGUGAAGCCAGUCCUAAGAGAUCUAGAAGGGAUGGUAAACCAGCUACUGAAAGACUGCCUUCUGACACCGAAUUGCAUAACGAUCAUUUGGACCGGGAUCAGAAGCUCCGACGUCGGCUGCAGGAUGCAUUGCCCCUUGAGGCAACAUCAGCACAGGAAUCUAAGGUUGAAACUCAAGCUGUUGGCAAAGAAUCCGAAAACAAGACUAACGGACACUAUGAAGGAACCAAACAUUCUCCAACUAAAAUACCUCGGUCCCAAUCGUACUUUCAGCACGAUGAUCGUCGUAGUGCCGGGCAAGUUGGGAGAAGCUUCAUUCGCAGGACAGAUACUGAAUGGAGGAAAGAUCCGAAGGAGCAGUAUGGCGACAGGAUGGAGAAGAAAGCAGUAGGAAGUGAUACACAGCAAAAAGACGAGAAACCUGAAGAUAAUCGUGUAUGGCGCCAUGAUGGGUACUUCGAAAUGGAGGCUGAUCCAAAACCACCUGUACGUAAAAGACCUUCCUUUAGAGAGCAAAAGAUUCCCUCGGUUCCUGAGAAAACUGACAAGGCAAUAGCAAAACUUCAAGAUCAGCCGGUGGGAAAUGAAAGACAAGGUGUGCGAGAGCAUGUCUCACGUAAUUAUGACAGGCCCGAGAGAUCAGUCGUGGGGGAGAGGGAGGCAAAAAGGGGUGAAGCAGGGAGGGGUAACUCAUCCAGAGAUAGGUAUGGUGCCAGCAGUGGUUACAGGGGCAGAGAUUGGCUGGGUGGAAGGCAAGGCUAUCGUCCAACUGGUGGCCGUGUUGAGAAAUGGAAGCAUGAUCUUUACGAGGAGUCGAACAGGAGCCCGACCCCGAAGAAUGAAGAAGAUCAGAUUGCCAAAAUUGAAGCUCUCUUGGCUUCGUAACCAUUCAGUGGCUUUAAUUGAGGAUUGCAUUACAACUUCGAACUUGAAGCAACAUUCUCUUAAACCUGACAAAUCCGGAAUCCUCUUUUAUAAUUUUGCUGUGGAGUCAUGUUACUAUUAUCUGGCUUAAAUUACAUUUUGUUUUGUUGCGUUUUGUGCAUCAAAUUUUUUGCAUUUUGUUUCAAUAAUGACGGGGUUGCUGUAUUGCACAAACUGCA
Olea europaea var. sylvestris is the source of this 1324-nucleotide messenger RNA. RefSeq lists its product as uncharacterized. Gene Ontology annotation, biological process: mRNA processing. The record is from RefSeq and is a predicted model, not a curated record. Lineage: Eukaryota; Viridiplantae; Streptophyta; Magnoliopsida; Lamiales; Oleaceae. The transcript is spliced from 5 exons. Bases 165 to 1106 code for a protein of 313 amino acids. Gene Ontology annotation, cellular component: exon-exon junction complex. Gene Ontology annotation, molecular function: mRNA binding.